Physella acuta is the source of this 3540-nucleotide messenger RNA. Its product is annotated as ribosomal protein S6 kinase alpha-2-like. The record is from RefSeq and is a predicted model, not a curated record. Gene Ontology annotation, molecular function: protein kinase activity; ATP binding. Lineage: Eukaryota; Metazoa; Mollusca; Gastropoda; Physidae. Gene Ontology annotation, biological process: protein phosphorylation.
AAUACCAUAUCUGUGUAAACUGCAAAGCUGAUUGUAAGCUUUGGCUGUUUCCGAGAUAAUGGAAAUUAACAUUAUCAAAUAAAGGAGAAAUCCAGCUUUCCAAAGAUGCCAAAUAAAAUUUGAUGACGGAUAUAAAACUUUUGAUAGAGAGCGUGUAAGAUUGGAAAAAUUGAUUAUUUUUUAAUUAAUAGGGUCAUAAAAAUGGUAAUUUACCCAAUUUAAUUCCGUUUAGCCCAUAAAUUACAACAGGACAUUGUGGCUGAUUUUAGCGAAAGAAUGUUUAUUAUCGCAUUGCCAAUGUAUUGUUCACAUAUAGAAUAAGUCUGUAUUUUGCAGCAAGGUUUUUGUUUAAAAUACUUAAUGCUUUGGUAAAAUACUGAAACAAAAUGGCAACUCCGGCCAAACAAAGUAGGCUUGAAGAAUCCUCUAUUGCUAGCAUGCUGUCACAUGAACUACCCGUACAGUGGGAGAGAGGUCGCAUGAUCGGCAGAGGCGGAUGUGGAACUGUCUAUCUUGUGCUGGACAAGGACAAUCCUGAUCAGGAACUCUUCGUUGUUAAAGAUAUAUUCGUCACGGAAAAGGAUAAAGUUGAAAUAACGAAACAGUUUAAAACAGAGACGACCGUCCUUCGAACAUCAGAAACACAUCCACGAAUUGUACAGUUCUUUGGAUAUCGUCAGUUAGACAACACAUUCUCCAUCUUUUUACAAUACUUGAAAAAUGGGUCUUUGACUGACUACAUACACAACAAUGGCAAACUUCUAGAACCUAAAAGUCAACUUUUUUCAAGACAAAUUCUUGAAGCGGUUGUUUUUCUACAUGACAACAAUAUCAUCCAUCGAGAUAUAAAAGGAAGAAACAUACUUCUUGAAGACGAAGAUAACAUCAGAUUAACGGACUUUGGAAUUUCUAAAAUCCUGAAAGAUGUCACGAGUACUGGAACAGCCGGCAUCGGUACUUUGAGGUGGAUGGCACCGGAAGUGUUUACUGCAGAUAAUGCAACACAAAAGUACAACAAGAAAGCAGAUAUUUGGAGUAUCGGUUGUACUGUUGUCGAGAUGAUCACUGGUGAAGACCCAUAUCCUCAAUGUAAAAGCGAAGCAAACAUUUGUUUUACAAUUGGGCACAAGAAAGAACCACCUCCGUAUCGAAACGUUUCCGCCAGUUGUGAUGAUUUCUUAAAGAAAACAUUCACAGUAGACCCUUUAGCAAGACCAUCAGCCAAAGAUCUACUGGAAAAUGAUCCAUUUAUAAAUAGUGGACAAACAGAGAGCAGCCUAUCUGAUAAGCUACCUGUAAAAUGGACCAGAGGUCCUCUAAUUGGCGAAGGUGCAUUUGGAAACGUUUAUCUUGUGGUUGCGCAUACAGAAAAUUACAACAACGAGACAUUCGAUACAGAGUGCGAAACAUAUAUUAGUCUUCAGGAUUAUUUUGUUGUAAAAGAUAUUCCAAUCAAAGAGACCAACAAAGUUGAAAUAAAGGAAAGGUUAAAAAUAGAGACAACAAUGUUGACAUCAAUGGAGCAUCCACGUAUUGUACAGUACUUUGGAUAUUAUCAGACAGAUCAUAUUUUCUCCAUCUUCCUUCGGUACAUGAAAAUGGGCUCAUUGUAUGACUACAUAAGAAAGCAAGGAGCAAUAACCGAGUCAAAAAUUCAACUAUACACCAGACAGAUUCUUGACGCAGUGGCAUUUUUGCAUGACAAUAAUAUCAUCCAUGGAGAUAUAAAAGGUAAAAAUAUAUUGCUAGAAGACGAAGAUAACAUCAGAUUAACGGACUUUGGAAUUUCUAAAAUCCUGAAAGAUGUAACAAGUACUGGAACAGCUAGUAUCGGAACUUACAGGUGGAUGGCACCAGAAGUGGUCACUGCAGAUCCUGCAACACAAAAGUAUAACAAGAAAGUAGAUAUUUGGAGUAUCGGUUGUACUGUUGUCGAGAUGAUCACUGGUGAAGACCCAUAUCCUCAAUGUAAAAGCGAAGCAAACAUUUGUUUUACAAUUGGGCACAAGAAAGAACCACCUCAGUAUCGAAACGUUUCCGCCAGUUGUAAAAAUUUCUUAAAGAAAACAUUUACAGUAGACCCUAUAGCAAGACUAUCAGCCAAAGAUCUACCGGAAAAUGAUCCAUUUAUAAUUAGUGGACAAGCAGGAACUACAAAAAAAAAGCUAUUAGAUCAUAUCGAUGUAAAAUAUCGAUGUGAAAAAAAUCCAGGCCAUAAACAAUUUAUACCUGUGCAGCUGUUUGAAAUGUCCCAUUUACCUAUAUCAGCACAAGAUAAUGAAUUGUUUGAGUUAAUCAAAGCGAUAGCUGAACUGACUGUGUACGUACGUGUUAGAUUUACAAGUUACGAUAGACCCAAGACAGUUGGAGCUAGAAUUAAUGCAACAUAUCCAUUUUACUCUAGCAGAGGGAGUGAUUUCUUACGUUCGGGAUCUGGCAUGAUCGACCUGGAGCAUUACGAAAUCUUGACAUCCAUGUGUAACUGUACAUAUUGCCAGAGUUUAGAUUUCCCAGAAAAGACGGGGUUUACGUUUAAUGUCGUAACUGCCAGACAUCAUACGUAUGACGAUUCUGAAGCAAUAAAAUCAGAAUGUCGUGUUUUUUAUGAUAGUGACACAUCAAACUGCAAACAUGUGCACGGCAUAAGCAUCGUCGAAGCCGAUGAUGAUGCAGAUAGAUGUGUUAUGAAGUGUGUCUGUCACGAUAUGACUCUCCUGGAACAAUUAAAUACAACAUGGCAAAGGUACAAAGAGCUAAACAGUAUUGUUACAGGUAGAUAUAAACAUCAAAAAGAGAACAAUAAAUUAUGUGUCAUCGUAUCACAUCCGCAUGGAGCAUCUAAACAUGUCACUGUUGGCGAAUGGGUUGCUAGAGAAAGUUAUGGGAAUGUGCCCAUAUUAAACAUCCCUCUGACCAGGUACAAUUACACUACAGCAACAUGCCCUGGUUCCACUGGUGCUCCAGUGUUUAUCCUAGGUAGUGGUGCUGGUAUGUACCAUCACACACACUGUGUCGGGAGACCGGAUUUUAACAAUAGCGGAAUGUUUUUUGACUAAAAAUGUUUAUAAAUCUAAAACAGACAUAUGUAACUAAAUAAUGUUAGUAAUGAAAUAUAGGAUCUUGUUAUGGUAAUUGUGAAGAAUUUUGUUCAAUUACUGCGUUGUUGAAACAGAUAACAAAAAAAAAUUGAAAACUAACGUAAACUAGUUUAGAUGUUAUGAAUGGCAUGUAAUUAAAAAAAAACAUGACUAUGUUUACUUUUCUCGAUCUUAGACUCAAAUACUUGGCUGUUGUUAGAUCUACAUUUGACAUCAUUGUCUUUAGUUAACGAAUUAUUUUCGUCACCAAUACUAUUUUUACUGCAUUUAACCAUUGUUUUUAUGUCUGAGAGCAUCACAGCUAUUUGUGUUUCUAUGUUAAUAUCUAAUGUGUGACUUAUAAGUUUAAAAUGGUUUAGACUGUAUUUACUUAGAAUGUUAUAGCUAUUUACUUUUUUCAAAAAUAAACUGUCAUAUGUAUAUUCAAAAUGUUUACCCUAUU